Messenger RNA from Pecten maximus, 1034 nucleotides. RefSeq lists its product as uncharacterized. The coding region runs from base 85 to 837 and encodes 250 amino acids. The transcript is spliced from 5 exons. Lineage: Eukaryota; Metazoa; Mollusca; Bivalvia; Pectinida; Pectinidae. The record is from RefSeq and is a predicted model, not a curated record.
AUUAUGUUCCGUUAUAUGUGCAUAUGAAUACAUAUUACAUUGUUCGUCUUCCCCAUAUGCAUCACUUCUCCCCGAGGAUACAGCAUGUCUCCCCUUGUCCUGUUACUGGCUGUCAUAGCAGGAAGCAUUUCAGCUUCAACAAUACGAGAUUAUAUCGACGGAAAUAACAUCGAGGAUGUAUUUGAUCACCAAGAAAACGCUGGCCCCGGAAGUGAAGAAAUAACCAAUUUACCGGCUGACAACAUCGACAGCGAGAUGGUUACCGAUACGGACAUCGGUACAGAUCAAGCCAACAUGCAGUGCAAUGAAUUUUACAUAUGCAUGUUCGCAAAUCCGCCCCCUCAACCUUUGGGGUCAUUCACGGAAGGCUUCACCUUUUCCUCUGGAUACUUAAGGGAAACGUGCAGGCAUCUGGAGUCGUCAAUAGCCUGUUAUUAUCAGGGAGAUUAUGCCGCCUGUCCCACGCUGAUGGAGAGUGUUAGAACUAUGACCAACAUGUAUGAUUACAUUUGUGAUGCGCCAGGCAGAUCAGCUGUACUGUCCAUUUUUCAAUGUAUCAAUAACUUCGAGCUCCAGCUGCCAUUGAUGAUGAUGUCUUUCGGGUUGUCACAUUCGAUCAGGACAAUUAUGGAUUGGCCCGACCAGGAGCCUACAAAUAUCGCGCUGAUGAUGUGCAGGGUGGCACAGAGCUUCUACCAAGAGUCCGGAGCGGAGAUUGAACGCCAAUGUUCGGAAGUCGAUCGUGGAACUUUCGAACAUAUCUUCGUGAUAUGGUCGCAGUCUCCGCUACAAAGGUUUAACUGCACGAUUGGAGAAAACAACAACACAAGUCUCUAAAAGUCUGUUUUUACUAACAAUGACUUUUAAUACUCUUCAUAUAGUAAAAUAAAAGCCAAGAGGUUUAUUUUCAAUUCUUAAAAUACAAUUCAAAUGAAACGGAUGUAAUAGCUACCAAACUUGUUUUUGAGUCGAACAUUACUUCUGACGAGUAUUGUAUUUGUUAAGGUUCCGAAUAAAUGCUUCAGCAGCAACGA